Aspergillus alliaceus is the source of this 366-nucleotide messenger RNA. RefSeq names its product MICOS complex subunit Mic12 family protein. Bases 1 to 366 code for a protein of 121 amino acids. Gene Ontology annotation, cellular component: MICOS complex; mitochondrial crista junction. Lineage: Eukaryota; Fungi; Ascomycota; Eurotiomycetes; Eurotiales; Aspergillaceae. The record is from RefSeq and is a predicted model, not a curated record. The transcript is spliced from 2 exons. Gene Ontology annotation, biological process: cristae formation.
AUGAGAUUCUUCACUGGAUUUUUCAGCGGAUUCGCUUUAACCACAACAGCGCUAUACCUAACUGUUCAGGUACAUCGAUCUAUUCGCCUGGAACAACGCGAUGCUAUCCGGCAACAGACUCAAGCUCUGAAUUCAUUAUCCUCGCCGGUCGGCGCUUACGACCGCCGGCUAGCCCCAAAAGACAUCCCUCAGCCAGAGGAAACCACGGAGCCGGUACGGCCUACUAUGAAGGAUUUGCUUAAACAUCAUUGGAAUCAAGAAGUGGAAAAACUGGCAAGACAGACAUAUAACAGUCGAUGGGAAGACGCGCGAGAUGCGGCGGUGGAAGGGUGGAGCACUGUGGUCAGGUGUAUAAAGAAGGAGUAG